Molecule: messenger RNA, 2049 nt
Organism: Paecilomyces variotii
Lineage: Eukaryota; Fungi; Ascomycota; Eurotiomycetes; Eurotiales; Thermoascaceae
Product: putative alpha-L-rhamnosidase B
Exons: 3
Coding region: 1-2049 (682 amino acids)
Biological process (GO): carbohydrate metabolic process
Source: RefSeq, a predicted model, not a curated record
AUGAUGAUGAUACGGUACCUGAUCUCCCUUUUAGGGCUAUUACUUCAUAUCAAUCUUUCUCUCGCUGAAAGCUGUUGGAGAAACACAUCCUGUACUGGACCAGCAGAUACUGCGUUUCCAGGCAUCUGGGAAAAGAAUAUCUAUGCACCCGCAUCUAGAGUAGUAAAGCCCAAAAAGAUAAUCGAGGCAACUGGCUCUUCAGAUUAUCAACACUCCUCAAAGGCCACUCUAUCCGGGAAUGGUUCUCAGAUCAUUUUCGAUUUCGGCAUCGAAGUCGGCGGUAUCAUCACCGUGGACUACACUUCUACUACUGGCAAAGGCGCCUUGGGUCUAGCUUUUACCGAAGCGAAGAACUGGGUAGGCGAAUGGUCGGAUUCUUCCAGUGGAAACUUCGAGCACCCCGACGGAGCAUUAUACCAACAGAUAGCAAGCCCCGGUAAGGGACAAUAUGUCAUGCCAGAUAAAUACUUGCGCGGAGGAUUCAGGUACAUGACAGCCUUUCUUGUGACGAAUGAAUCCACCACCGCCGUUGACAUCAACGACGUGAGCUUGGAGAUCGCGUUUCAACCUACCUGGGCCAAUCUUCGUGCUUAUCAGGGAUAUUUCCACUCCAAUGAUGAGCUGCUUAAUCGGAUUUGGUAUAGUGGCGCUUAUACUCUACAAACAAAUGCGGUUCCUGUGAACACGGGGCGUCAGGUGCCAUUUACAAGCUCUGGGUGGGCGAAUGAUGGCAUCAUUGGACCUGGAGAUACUAUAAUUGUCGAUGGAGCCAAGAGAGAUCGCGCGGUGUGGCCAGGUGAUAUGGGCGUCGCUGUCCCUUCGACAUUUGUAAGCAUUGGAGAUCUUGACAGCGUGAAGAAUGCUCUUCAGGUGAUGUAUAACACACAGGACAAAACAACCGGGGCAUUCGAUGAAUCCGGUCCACCGUUAAGUCAGAAAGGAUCAGAUACCUACCACAUGUGGUCUAUGAUUGGAACAUAUAAUUAUGUUCUUUUCACGAACGACACUGGCUUUCUCCAACGCAACUGGAAUGGCUACCUCAAGGCCAUGAACUACAUUUAUUCGAAGGUAGAUUAUGAAAGUGGCCUGUUGAAUGUGACUGGUACUAGCGACUGGGCACGGUGGCAGCAGGGUUAUAAUAACUCUGAGGCACAGAUGAUUCUUUAUCACACCUUGAACACGGGCAGCGAGCUUGCUGAGUGGGCAGAUGAUACGACAGGUUUGGCGUCUACCUGGAGAUCCAGAGCCGAAGGAUUGAAAAAGGCCAUAAACACCUAUUGCUUCGAUAGCCAGUACGGGGCGUUUAAGGACAAUGCUACUAUGACAUCUCUGCACCCACAAGACGCAAAUAGUCUUGCCCUCCUGUUCGGAGUCGUUGGUAGCGAUCGUGCAAACAGUAUUUCUCAACGGCUGACUGAAAAUUGGACUCCUAUCGGUGCUGUGGCUCCAGAACUACCGGAGAAUAUAUCGCCGUUCAUCUCCUCGUUCGAAAUCCAGGGCCAUUUCAUCGUUGGCGAGACAGAACGGGCUCUCGAGCUGAUCCGACGCAGUUGGGGCUGGUAUAUCAACAACCCGAACGGGACCGAGAGUUCUGUCAUCGAAGGAUAUCUGCAGAAUGGUACCUUUGGCUAUCGUUCUGAUCGCGGAUACGAUUAUGAUGCUUCUUAUACGUCUCAUUCUCAUGGAUGGUCAUCGGGUCCAACUUCUGCAUUGACGAAUUAUGUCCUUGGACUGUCUGUUGUAUCACCGUCGGGAUCAACUUGGAGACUGGCCCCUCAAUUCGGCGAUUUGCAGUCAGUUGAAGGAGGUUUCGUCACAUCCCUAGGGAAAUUCCAGGCUUCCUGGAGGAAGACUGGCUCAGAGGGAUACGUUUUGGACUUCAACGUACCGAAAGGGACAAAAGGAGAUGUGAUCGUUCCCCUUGCAAAGGGAAAUGGUAAGUCCAGGGUGGAGAUGGAUGGUAGACAGGUCUCCAACUCUACGUCCAGUGACGCCACAGUCACAAUGACCAUCCACACUGGCGGAUCGCAUCAGAUUGUUGUUAGUUGA